Salvelinus sp. IW2-2015 is the source of this 1910-nucleotide messenger RNA. Its product is annotated as protein BEAN1-like. The record is from RefSeq and is a predicted model, not a curated record. Lineage: Eukaryota; Metazoa; Chordata; Actinopteri; Salmoniformes; Salmonidae.
UUGAAUCUGUCUGUGUCACUAUCUGUGUGGUGUUAUUUGAGUACAUUUUAUUUAUGUUGUGUGCGCUUAUUUUGGUUUCCCUCUAGUUCUGAUGAAAAGGGUGAAGGGGAUUUGAGAAGAGCCACUAAUGGCUGAAGUUGGGUUUCUGCCUCCUGAGCUGACAUGAAAGAGUUCCACCCCGUGUAUUUAAAAAUUCUAACGGGUUGAGGAUUAAAUAUUAAACACUGCAGACUUGAGAAUCUAUUCCUCCGCUGAGGAAUGAAAAUCUUGGGAGUGUUCCUGACCUGCGGUCCACAGAGAGUGAGCUCGAACCAGAGCAGUGCCCAUGAGUACCCAGACUGCCGUGAUGGGGGCAGCGAGGCCAGCCUGCUGGUGUCWCCGCUGGUGGUGGCUGGCAUCGUCAURGGCCUGGUGCUCUUCCUGUCCUGCGUUACCAUCAUCGUGGGCAGCCUGCGCAAAGACAGCCGUCUGCGCAACCCCCACCUGCGGGCCAGCUAUGCUCCGGAUGGCUUUUCGUACGGCGGCUCCAUCGGGGAGCUGAGGUCAACGUGUAUCGAGGAGUUCCCUCCAGCGUUUGACUUUGACUCCUACGUGGAGACUCUAUCACAAGUCAAUGUGAUGUAUCCAGACUCCCCGCCUCACUAUGAUGAAUGUGUGGGACCAGGUGCGACACAGAUAUACGUCCCCACAGAUGACCCCCCUCCGUACUCCCUCACGGACCCCUGUCAGCGGGGCCACCAGCAGGCCACCUACACCAGCCUGGAGAUGGAGGAGCCGUCCGCUGGAGCUGGAGCCUCUUGGGUGUCCGCCAGCAGCGCCGCCGCCUCCCACUACCCAAUCGGACUGCAUGAGCUCCGGCAGCAGCCAAUAUCCUCCAUCUCCCAGUCAGCGUUCCCCCUGGAGGAGGCGCCCCCAUACGAGGUGGUGGUGAGCAGGCAGAACCAGCCCAUCCCUCUGAUGCCCAUGGACCUGCUCAAACACCUCUCGGAGGACAGCCAUAGUCCCCAGAGAGCCCGGGCUGUCGCACACAGAAUCCUGUAGAGCUGACUGGGCUAGUCCACUCCUAUGCUCUUUGUGCGGACAGCCUGAAUCUCUCUUCCGCUUCUUCCAGUGUCCCUUUGUGCAUGACAGGCAGUAUCAAAAGAGAAUUACUUUCUGGACCGAAGCUGAACGUUUGGGUUGAACCUAAACUCAGUCGGCGCCUUCCUCUCCUUCCCCUACCUCUUGGAUAAGCUGUGUCCCCCAACUCUAAGAUGUUACCCGCACCACUCCUCACUCUAUCUCCCUUUACUACUGGGGCACUGCCAUGAAAUCACAGGGCUACUACUGGUAAACUGGGGCUGGGAGUAUGGUCUUUCUGUCCAGAGGGAAUUCACUUCAUACUGUAAAUUGGUCUCAGGUUAGGAGGCAUUCAAGCAUUUAGGAAGCAUUAUCAAAGUCUGUUUUUAGUACACAAAAAACACUAGAGGUAACCUGAAGUGGUUUCACAUAGAUAUUCUGUAUGUACUGUUGGAUUUUGUUGUGUUGUAAUGGAAUUGCUCUUGAUAAAAAACACCAUAGAAAGAAUGACUAAUUUCACAUUCCAUCACAUAUCCAUAUGGUUUUAUUAAUAUUUUCUACAUGAAAAUAAUAUUUGAUUUAUAUUUAGCUGACUUUAGGACUCCCACAGUCUGUAAAAUGUCCAGUAAUUUCAACUGAUAAAUAUACCCCAGUGUUAUACACUCUUAGAAAAAAAGGUGCUAUCUAGAACCUAAAAGGGUUCUUUGGCUGUCCCCAUAGGAGAACCAUUUGAAGAACCCUUUUUGGUUCCCAGUAGAACACUUUUGGCUCCAUGUCGAACCCUUUCCACAGAGGGUUCUACCUGGAACCCAAAAGGGUUCUACCUAGAACCAAGAAGGAUUUGCCUAUGG